Humulus lupulus (European hop) is the source of this 729-nucleotide messenger RNA. RefSeq names its product secreted RxLR effector protein 161-like. Lineage: Eukaryota; Viridiplantae; Streptophyta; Magnoliopsida; Rosales; Cannabaceae. The record is from RefSeq and is a predicted model, not a curated record. The transcript has 2 exons. The coding region runs from base 1 to 729 and encodes 242 amino acids.
AUGGAAUUUGAAAUGAAGGAUCUUAGUCCAGCUAGAAGUAUUUUGGGAAUUGAAGUCACAAGAGAAAGAUCUCAAUGUAUUCUCACUUUAUCUAAGCAAGCUUAUAUAAACAAGAUUGUUAAAAAGUUCAAUCUUGAAGAGGCCAAAGUAGUUUUGACACCAAUUGGAGCUAACUUCAAACUACCUUUGUUAAGUAAAAAUGAAGAUGAAAAUAAAUUGAAAACCAUUAUUUAUUUAAAAGUAGUAAGAAGUGUGAUGUAUGCUAUGGUCAACACUAGGCCCGACAUAGCAUAUACAAUUGCGUUAGUAAGCAGAUUUAUGAGUAAUACCAGCAGAGAUCAUUGGAAUGCAACUAAAUGGCUGAUCAAAUGUCUCAAAGGAGCAGCAAAAUUGAAUCUGAAAUAUUCAAAUCAAAGUUUAGGCAGUUUUAUAAAGGGAUUUUUUGAUUCAAAUUAUGCAGCAAACUUAGAUAAAAGAAGGUCAAUAUCUGGUUAUGUAUCCACAAUUGAAGAUAACACUAUAAGUUGGAAAUCAACUCCGCAACAAGUUGUGGCUUUAUCAACUACAGAGGUUGAAUACAUGGUCAUUACAGAAGUUGUCAAACAAGAUGGAGAUGUCGAGAUAAAGAAGAUUUCAUUUGAAGAUAAUCCUGCUGACAUGCUUACUGAAGUUGUUCUUGUUGGGAAGUUCAAAGACAUUCUGAACUUGCUCAACAUGGCUCAUGAAUAG